UUGGCGUUCAAUGUUUGAUCUUGCCAAAUAUAUUUGCAUGAAGAAUCUCGAUGAUUUAUUUUCCCUUUGCUUCAAGGUCAAUUGAAAAAGGGCGAUUCCCGAUGGUUUUGACAAUCGUAGGUGGUCGAGUGUUCACUUCACGAUGAACAACACCAAAAAUGGUUAUUUGUGUCAGUUUGAUAUCGAUGGUUCAAAUACGAAAUUUGCAAUGAUAUCCCCGAAAAUUUCACAUAUAAACCUUCACCAUGCAAGCUUUGGGCAUCAAAGCCUGAGCGACCGUUGAACUAUCAACAUGGUUUCUGCACUCAAAAUCUUAAUGAGUUUUUUGGUCCUAUGUUCGGCUGAAGGGUUAAAUCAAAAGAGGAAGACGACCUUUCCUUUCCAAGUAGUGUACAAUGACGACCCAAAUUAUAAAGACCACAGCCUUUAUUCACCAACUUUCAACACUGAUUACGUGCCCAAUCACAAGCGGAACAAUGAGACACAUACCGAAAUCAUAUUUGUGAACCAUCAUCAAGCAGCCCCUCUUCCGGAUAGCUUUCCGGAUUUGAGUCACUUCGUGUAUGAGUAUGACUAUCCAUGGGAGGAUAUCAAGGAUGACUUUGACGCCAAUGAGAAUUACAUUGAACAGGAGAUCUCAACGAGACCUCCGACAGUGCCUCAAAACAUCCAAGAGUCAUUCUUCAAAGACUUUGAUGAACCUGUUCAUUUUGCACCAAUUCAAAAGAUAUGUGAGCAUUCCUCGGCCAACGCCCAACCAACUUGUUUUGGAUACGCAACCUCCCCCACCUAAAAGUUCAUCAAUAUCUCAACCAAAGCUGGACUUGAACCCUUCCCGAAAACUUUCCAGACCCGUCCAACCCAGCCCCAAGUUAGCGACCCGUAGACCGACUAAAAGCCGGUCAAAUCCAAAACCCAAGAUAAAUCCAACUUAUCCAACCCAAGGUUAUCUCCCUC
Messenger RNA from Tigriopus californicus, 957 nucleotides. RefSeq lists its product as uncharacterized. The record is from RefSeq and is a predicted model, not a curated record. The coding region runs from base 293 to 793 and encodes 166 amino acids. The transcript has 3 exons. NCBI's taxonomy places the organism in Eukaryota, Metazoa, Arthropoda, Copepoda, Harpacticoida, Harpacticidae.